UUGCGUGUGCCUUUUCCUCUUCGCAGAUCGCAGAUUCGCCUCAAUCGCCUCUAGCUCAUUGGUGUGAAAGAGAAGGAAAAAGAAUGUUAAAAGUACGUUACUACGUUAGCACAUUUUUAUAGUAUUACAUGCGUAUAUUGUACAUGUAUGCGGGAAUUCCAUAGAAGAGUGUUACGUGUUAGAGGAGACAGCAUACACACACAUUACAUUGUUGCAUAGAGAGAACAAGAACCAAACGGGUGUAGCGCUAAAGUUAAAGUUAAAAAAGAGAGCCCAGAGGAGUAAGAGGAGAUGCCCGGCUUCAAGAAUUGCUGCUGCUGCUGAAGCUCACAUUUGUAAGAUAUUUAGAUCUCGGGUGGCGUUACAAGGCUACCCGGCAUUCUCGCGUGUGCAUCAUACGCGCGCAAAAGACGAGAGAGACGAGACUCCAAGAGGUUAGUGCGUAAUCUGAAGUGUCAGGUUAAAUUAACUUUUCAAGCUGUGAAUUGAACUGACUACUACGAAAAUGUCAUCGUCAUUGGAGACGCUCAGUGAUUCUGAGCUACGCACAAAACUUAUAGAACAUGGAUAUAAAGUUGGACCUGUUACACACACGACAAGAAAAAUUCUACUCAAGAAACUCAAAAUGCUCAUGGAUGAUAAAACUGGAGCUAGAUUCUCCAUGGCCUCUGCCAAGUAUAGCAGCGACGACACCGAUGACGACACAUUGUCAGCAGCAAAAAAAAAGAAAAAAACGCCGGUAAGCACUCGAAGGCAAACAAUGGUAACCACUAUGCCACCGCCAGCAACAACUGCCUCACCAUCAAGAUCGCAAACAAAGAAACGAUUGACAAGGAAUUUAAAUGCCGCUGAUUAUGAAAUAUCGGAUAAUGAAGGCCCAAGUUUACCCGUGCGUUCAUUAUCCAAAGAAAAGACUCCUGAAAUAGUCAACAAAUCACCUAUCAAACAAAAACUAAGAGAUGACUUUGAUAUAGAUUUGGAUUCAGACAAUUUAGAUGAUGAAUCAAAGAAAACGCCCAUUAUUGUUCCCAAAUUCGGUGGUGGUACUACAAAAGUAUACAAUGAUACAAGCAAUUUUACAGCUGCAGAUGUUAAUUCACCUAAAUCGUAUGAAUCCAAUUGGAGGAUAGGAAGAACAUACGAAACCUCGAAUUAUCAUACAAACACACCUACUAGUACAUUGACAAAGGAUGAAAGAUAUACUGUCAAUUUACCAAAACCCAGUAUAAGUGCCAACUCUAGCCGAGACGAUUCGCUCUUGUCAAAAGAAACUACAAAGAAAGAUGAUAUCUUGGCUAAUUAUGAUUCACCUUACCUGUCUGAAUUCACACGUAGAUUAAGCUCUACGAGUGCAACUCUAUCGAAACCUUCAAUAAAAGUUGGACCCAAAUACCGGCUUUCUAGCAUAAGUGGUACACCAGAAGUCAAAGAAACUGACACCAAUGGACAUUAUACAACUUAUACCUCACCAAGAACAUAUCCUUCCAGUUCUAGUAUGACAUAUGUUACAUCUUCUAUUGAUAAAACCCAACGCGAUGGCAACAAGGCUUACAAGUCGGCGUCACUUUUACAACGAGAAGAAGUCAAAAACAGUCAAAAUAUGAUUUCAAUGAUUCUUUUAGCGGUUGUAGUUUUGUUUUUUGGUAUCAUUUCCAUUGCUUAUUUGGGGCUUGAAGCGAAAACUGAAUUUCCUCUAUCGACUGGUACGUAAUUUUAUUCAAAUGUUCCAGGUCUUAUUAUUUCAACUUUGCUGUACCUUUAUCAAUCAAUUAAUUACACUUACUCUUAUUAUUAAAAGUAAUUUUUUCAUAAUGAGUAACCCAGUUAGGAAUAGGUUUUAUUAUAAAAAAAUAAUAAUGCAGAAUUUUUUUGAUUCACAACGUUUAUCAUGCAUUAUUUCAGUUGAAAAUUUUUAGUAAAUUUCAAAUAUACAAUAUUUUUGAUAACUAACACAAUAUAGUAACACUAAUGUACUUAUUCGGUUUAAGAUUUAAUAUUUGGAUAAAAGUGCUUGUGUUUAAAUGAAUAAAAUGUUAAUGUUUGAAAAA
Molecule: messenger RNA, 2048 nt
Organism: Copidosoma floridanum
Lineage: Eukaryota; Metazoa; Arthropoda; Insecta; Hymenoptera; Encyrtidae
Gene: MAN1
Product: LEM domain-containing inner nuclear membrane protein MAN1
Biological process (GO): negative regulation of BMP signaling pathway; nuclear envelope organization
Molecular function (GO): chromatin DNA binding
Source: RefSeq, a predicted model, not a curated record